CUCUCUGAUAUUAGGAAGAUCAUAAACAAUCAGGGCAUAGUUUUGAAGCAGACUCAAUCCUCUGAUCAGCCUCAGAUUGGGAAAAAGUUUUCCCAAAGAAGUCAAAUGUUUCAGCUUGUACAACAAUACAAACCCGGUAACUUUUUGUAGUUCCGGAAACACAUACGGCUCAUAAUCGAUUUCGCUUUUAGUAUUCUCCAAAAGUACUAUCAUCAAAUCGCCAAUAAUUUCGGUACAAUUUUUCAGUUUGUUAAGAUUUUGUACGUGAUUCCGUACGUCGAUCGAGUUGCAAAUUUUAGCGUCCGCGAGAAAUAAUAACGUUAGCACGCAAAUCACUAUCGUAGAAGAGAUAAAGUAGUUUUUUAUUAAUUGAAACAUCGUGGUGGUAGAGGCUAUCUAAACCUUUCGAGCGAUAGCGUCGUCAGUUUCCUUUUAACUGCGGCGCGAGUCUUCAUAUUUUUCGAAUGUUUCCGAGCGCACGUUCCACGGCAAACUGACGACAGAAGGCCACGAGGAAUCAAAACGAAAUCGAAAUUGAGUGUUUCGGUUUUGAACCAGGGACGUUUGCAUAGUAAAAGUGUGCGCGUAGUGUUUACGUUUUUUAAGAUUCCCCUCGCGGAAAAAUUUCAUACAGAAAAUGUCGAUAAAAUUUGGCAUCCUCACUGUUAGCACAACAUGCUCUCAACAUCCAGAAAAAGAUGAAGCAGGGCCCAAAUUGGAAAAAGAAAUACUGUUGGAGUUUUCUAAAAGUCUUGUAAGCUACAAGAAAAUUGUUACGGAUGACUUGGCAGCUAUUAUUCACGAAUUGGAAUUUGUGACCACUAACUGUGUAUGUGAUGUUUUAUUUACGGUUGGUGGUACUGGAUUUGCACCUAGUGAUGUUACUCCGGAAGCUACCAAGGCUGUUAUUGAUAAAGAAGCGCCAGGUUUGACGUAUGCAAUGAUUUCAAAGAGCUUGGCGGUCACAGAUAUGGCCAUGUUGUCCAGAUCAGUCUGCGGAAUUAAAAACCAAACAGUAAUAAUCAACUUUCCUGGCAGCUCCAAAGCGGCAGUGGAAUGUUUUCGAUUCAUCAAAUCUUCUAUUUUACACGCAGUUGCUCUUAUCAAAGACAGUAUUCGAGAAGUGGAGACGAAACAUGCGGAGAUACAGUGCAAUUUUGAUAGGAAUCUGUCAGAAGAAAGCAAGGUGAAAAUCAAAGUAGGCGAAUCACGGAUUCGAAAAUCUCCCUUUCCAAUGUUGGAAGUGUCCGAUGCGAAAAACAUUGUGUUCAAAACAGUUUCAGUCAUUCAAGAUACUGAACUAAUACCAAUUGAAAAGGCAGCAACUCGAAUUUUGGCCGAGGACGUUAUAGCACCAAAACCGGUCCCAGCUUUUCCAGCAUCUAUUAAAGACGGUUACGCGGUAAGAGCCGAAGAUGGCGCAGGAUUUAGAGUGGUAGAAUAUUCAACUGCUGCUGGAGACGGCCUAAAGCAUCCAGCAUUGCAACGUGGCCAGAUUGUUCGAAUAUCUACGGGCGCUCCUCUGCCACCCGGAGCCGAUGCUGUGGUUCAAGUUGAAGAUACAACCCUAAUUGAUGUAACUGAUAACGGGGAUGAAGAGCUGAUGGUCGAAAUAAAUGUCGAACCCAAAGUUGGUCAAGAUAUAAGACAAAUAGGAAGCGAUAUUGAAGCAAACACUGUUGUUUUCGAGAAACAGGCUGCAAUCACUCCUGCUUAUAUCGGCGUUCUGGCAAUGUUGGGAAUCUCAAAAGUGAAAGUAAUUAAAAGGCCAACUAUUGGAAUUAUUUCAACUGGAAGCGAAUUGGUGAGCUCGAAAGAUACUUUAAGGCCUGGACAAAUUUACGAUAGUAAUAAAGUGACUUUAAUCGCUUUGCUAAGCAAUUAUGGCUACGAAGCUAAAGAUUGUGGCAUUGCAAACGACACACCAAACAGUCUGAAAGCGGUGCUGGAAAAUUCUUUUGAUACAUGUGAUUUCAUCAUUUCGUCCGGAGGUGUUUCUAUGAGCGAGUACGAUCUCGUCAAACAAGUACUGGUAGAAGACUUUGGUGCCAAAAUACAUUUUGGUCGUUUGAAUAUGAAGCCAGGAAAGCCCACCGUAUUUGCCACGUUGACUUAUCGAGAAAAAUCGAAAAUUGUAUUUUCCCUUCCCGGAAAUCCGGUAUCUUGCUGCGUUACAAGCUUGUUGUUUGUCCUGCCCGCAUUACGCUACAUAGAAAACAGCAAGAACUACGAAGAAUUUCCUAAUGUUAAUGUGAUUCUGGAACAUUCUAUUGUCAACAGAGAUCUCCGGCCUGAAUAUGUCCGCCUCAAAGUAUACAGGGAUGCCCAAAAUCAAUUAAUAGCAAAAUCGACUGGAAAUCAAAUAAGUAGCCGUUUGAAUAGUAUGGUCGAUGCAAAUGCUUUGCUGUGCGUUCCAGGCAAUUCUAGUUUUGAAACGGGAACCGUCAAACCUGUACAACUAUUUACACAAAUAUUUUAAAUGGAUAUAAUUUGAUCAGCUUUAUUUGGUGUGGGUUUAAUAAAUGUAACAGCGGUAUUUGUUCUGUUUUAUUAAGUAUAUUUUUCCAAAACAAUUAAUAAAUUCAUAUUUAUGAUUCUAUAGCUAUAGGAGCAGUAAUGAUCACAGAAAUAUUCUAUCAACAACAACCUUAAAUGAAUAGGAAUAUUCCGAAUAAUUUACAAAUUUACCAGUGAUUUUCCAAUGAAUUAUGAAUAUUCGUGAAGCAUUAUUUAUAUUAUUCAAGAAAUAUUCCUGUUACAAGCUACAACUAAACUAAAAAUAAAUAUUGUCCCAUAAAAGAGCUUUCAACUGCUCAAACAAACUCAAGUUUUAUAAAAAAAAUACCUAUUCUUGCAUCAAAUGCCUAUAAUUUUUACAUUUUUCACAAGCUGCUAUUAUUUUGUAAACUCAUCUUCAAAAUAUUUGCAGUUACCGAUAACAAACGAAAUUGUUGCACUCGAUUCUUCAACUGCGACUGCAAAUGUUCCUUUUCAUCUUCCAAAUUUGAAAUGUCCUUUUUCAAAUUAUGAACUUCCUCCGUCAACUGCCUACAAGAUUGUCCUUCGUUUACUGUUUUAACUAUCAAGUUACGAUCAAUACGAUACUUUUUAAUGAUUUUAGCUUCGCCAAGAAACUUUUCUUGCUUUUCAAUGUCCUUCAAAACAAGUUCUUUUUUAGCUCGAUAGUUGUCAUGCAUGGCACGAUAUGUUUUCAACUGCCGUUUGUAGCAGCGCAUCCUUAAAUUCAUUCUUUUUUUGUAAAGUUCCAAACGAUUCAGUUGUGCCAACAUGCUAUUGUAUCCUGCUUCGCAUUCGGUGGGAGAUUUACUGGACUUUGCCCAAAUGGCAAGUUGUUUCACGAAGACAUUGAGUCGUUGGUCUUCUCCAGAGCCUUCUCCGUCCAGAAGAAGUUUUCUUUCGAUAAUGA
This is a messenger RNA of Ceutorhynchus assimilis (cabbage seed weevil), 3427 nucleotides long. NCBI's taxonomy places the organism in Eukaryota, Metazoa, Arthropoda, Insecta, Coleoptera, Curculionidae. The record is from the annotation of a GenBank genome assembly.